CACGGGCGAUAUGAGUUUAUUUCAACAUUCAACGAAAGCAGAACUUCGAGUAGAAUUAUUGCAGGUGUUGCUGAGACAUGGAGAACGAACGCCACGUGAGAAAGAAUUGUGGCCGAAUGAUCCCUACAGCGUAUCGACGUACGAGCCAUGGGGUCUCGGACAGAUGACAAAUCUAGGAAAAAUGAGAGAAUAUCGUAUCGGAGAAAUGCUAAGAGAACGGUAUGACAAAUUCUUAGGAAGUAUAUAUCAUCCCAGUGACGUGUAUGCUCGAAGUACCGACCUUGAUCGAACAAAGAUGUCUCUCCAACUGGUUUUGGCUGCACUUUAUCCUCCAAAUUCACCGCAGAUAUGGAAUGUUAACAUGCCAUGGAUGCCCAUACCAAUGCAUUAUAUGCCGGAGAAAGUAGAUAAUCUGAUGAAACCAGAUUUCUCUCCAAUAUAUUUAGGCGCAUUAAAAAAAGUAAGAAAGUCAGAAGAAGUACUUAAAAAAGUCUCAGUUUACAAAGAUCUAUUUAAAUUUCUUAGCGAAACAACAGGUCUAAACAUAACGAAAACAAAUCAAGCGUACGAAAUUUAUAAUCUACUGGUAUCACAGAAAAGCAUGAAUCUUGUACUGCCGAAAUGGUGUACCGAUGAAGUGUACAAAAAAAUUCAAGGCAUUGUGAAGCUCGAAUAUGAAAUCCGCUCUUACACGCCGCAGAUGAGACGUUUGAAUGGUGGUCCGCUUAUUAAAACAUUCAUUGAAAAUAUGAAGCUCAACGAAGAACGUAGAAAACCACGAAAGAUUUACUUGUACAGCGGACACGAGACAAAUGUUGCGGGGUUCGUGAGAGCUCACAAUUUCACGGAACCAGAACUACCAAAUUACGGAACUGCCAUUAUACUUGAAAAAUUAAGAGACAAAGCUGGCGAGCAGUUUGUUAGGAUGCUCCUUUGGACUGGUAUCACGGAGGAAUUGAUACCUUAUAAAUUUGAUGAAUGUGAUGAGAUCUGUCCAAUCGAAAAAUAUUUGAAAUUAGUGAAAGACGUUAUUCCAUCGGCGGAUGAAAUGAAUCAUAUGUGGGAUCAUAUAUCGAAAGAAGAAUUACAAAAAUUAUAUGAAGAAAAGAAUAAUUUUAAUUAGAGCCUUUAAGUAGAUUAAUUGCAAAUUAACGAACAAUUUAUUUUAUUAUUCAAUAUGUUGAGUCGCCAACAGCUAAACGGAUCUUGGUCGAUAAUGAUAAGUCGAAACUAUUUAUAAAGUAUUAUGAUAAAUUAUUAAUGAAACGUAUAAACGAUAAAAACAUAUAAAC
Dufourea novaeangliae is the source of this 1292-nucleotide messenger RNA. Its product is annotated as venom acid phosphatase Acph-1-like. Gene Ontology annotation, biological process: dephosphorylation. The coding region runs from base 11 to 1123 and encodes 370 amino acids. The record is from RefSeq and is a predicted model, not a curated record. Gene Ontology annotation, molecular function: phosphatase activity. Lineage: Eukaryota; Metazoa; Arthropoda; Insecta; Hymenoptera; Halictidae. The transcript has 7 exons.